GAACCGUAACAGGUUUUGAGUAUUGCAUUGUUUACUUUGUGGUAAAGAAGUGGUGGGCUCUUUUUUGAGCAUACGGAAAAUAGAUUUUUCUUGUAAUGUGAGCUUCAAAAUUUGGGACAUUUGCACCAUGACGUUGGCAGCUGUCCACUGUUUUUGAGAGGGACUAUGAUUUUUCCCGUACUGGUGAACAAGGGGAUAUUGACAUGAUGUAGCCCUUGUAAAAGUUUGUUUUCGCCGUUUACAGAGGAGUGUUGUGUGUUAGUAAUCGUUGUACGAAUGUGCGUAACUGCCAGCAAGGUAUGGAUGUGUGUGAACAACUUGAAAAAUAUGAUAGAGACUGUAGUGCUUCGCCAAACGCUGCCACUCCCACAGAGAAGAGUUCUGAGGGUGACUACCCAACCGAAGAAACUGAACAGCUGGGCUCCGUUACACUUAGCCAGGAGUCUGAUGGAACACCCACAGGUCUGCAGAUACGGUCCAGUGCGCGAGUAUCAAAGAAGAUGCGACUUGAUUCCAUUCCGCAGUCAGUUCCUGUUGUCUCUGUGGCGCCUGUUUCUGUACCUUCUGCUUCUGCUGUCGCUGUCGAAAAGAAAGCUAUAUCCACAAAUGUCACAGAUCAAAGUAAAGAUGAUGAUAAGCAAGAUGGUAAACAGACCACAGAGCCGAAACCAAAACGGAAACCAUCUGAACUGUGGUCACCUGAAGAUAAGAAUACAUUUUUUGAAGCACUCAAUGAAUAUGGAAAGGAUUUUGAUGCUAUCCAAAAUUACUUUGCUAUGAAAGCAAGGAAACGAGGAAAUCCUGAACUAGCUAAGAACAAGGACCAAGCAAGACAUUUUUAUUAUCGAACAUGGCAUAAGGUUUCAAAACAUCUGAAAUUCCCUGAAGGAAUUCAAAAAGUGACUCAGGAACUUUAUGCUCUCAUUAACUAUGGAGAGAUGCGCAAAAAGUUAAGUUGCAUUACUGAGAAGACAUCUGUGAAAUUGAAUGAGCUAAUUAGCAAAGGUCACACCCUGAUACGGCUCCGUGGAAAGACAAUUCGUAUCCGCACUCCACUGUGCCGAGCUCUGCGCAGGCUUAAUCAUCUUGAUGAACUUCAGGAUGAGUUGAAAUUGCCUAACCGUGUGAUAGUGGAGUUGCGUCCUCGUGACAGCAAAUCGUGGGCCCGUGUGCAGUCUGUUGCACAAAACCCUCGGGCUCGCACUAGUUUACCUCUUCAAAGACGUCUCUCCACACUAGUCAACUACCUUCAGUAUAGGUGGCGACCAGAACAUUUGAAGCAUAGAGAUCGUCUUCUCUCUUCAGUUAAUGCAGAAGAACUAUCACAGCCAGUUGCAGAUUAUUGCAAAGAAGAAGAACCUCUACUGAGGUUGGCACCUCCACCAGAAACAGUCAUCAGCACUCCUUCCAUAAACCUCAGUGAAUAUUUGACGUCUUCAAUACUCUGCCUCAGUGCCUAUGAGGAACGCCUAGCUAACUGGCCUUCGGAUCCGGCUACAGUAAAGACUGCUGGUGGUGCAAAGAAGGCAGCAAAGCGAAAUACAAAACAAAAGGAUGUGGCUCCAGUCGUUUCAAAUGCUGCUAGUCAGUCGGAUGAAAGGCAGUCGGCAUCUGUAUCAAAUCCUGACCCAGCAGGCAUACAUGAUGAGAAUGCCUGUGAUGUCGACAGUGGACAUGAUUCACCUGCACCCAGUAGCCCCACACACAUGGCUAUUAACAAUAUUCUGUCAUUGCAGCAAGAGGGAAGCCCAUUGGCUGCGCAUAGUCCAUCACAGCCAAGUGAUAAAAGCAGUGUAUUCACCGAGGCAACAGAUGCAGAUGUCAUGGAGUGUUCGCCACCAGCUGAGCAACUUGAUAACAAAGAAGACCUCUCCAAAGUAAUAGAAAGUAUGUCUGAGGUAAGCUCUCAGAAAGAUUGCAAUGCUGCAGUGGGAGAGCAGACAGAGUCCAAAGAGGAUUCCUCCAAAGCCACAAUAGAAAAAGUUCGUGAAGGAUGGACACAGAAGGAUGCUCAUGCUGUUACUAUAGGAGAACUUUACCUAAUGUUUGGCAGUGAAGGUAAAAUACAGUUGGAGUACUGGUGGGAGGAAUCCACACCUUAUGUAAAGGUUGAACCUGCUACUGAAGUGGAAAGUGCAGUACAGUCUUCCAUAUCUGCAGGAAGUCCAGUGACACUAAUCUUACAGAAGCUUCUGUCGAUUGCAAAAUUGAACUACAAGAAGAGCAAGGUAGCAUGCCCCUGUGGACAUAUAUGUGGUCUCCCAAACAAACUGCCAACAGUAACUAAGACAAGGUUGCCACAGAAGACGAGACCUGUUGUAACUACUCCCGUUGACAGUGCAGAGCAAAAACACAGUACAGGGUUGUUGGUACCUGAAGCAAGUGUGUCAAGGCCUCACCUGCUUGCAACUACAGCAGGUGUGACCAGCUUGCACGAUGGCGUUUUCCGCAGACCACUGUUGGCACCAUCACGAUACAGAAUGCUGCCAAAGCACGGCUCGGGUCUUGUAGAUACCAAACCUCAAUUAGAAAAAUUUCAAUUACGAUAUUGCAAUCGUCGAGGGAGGUCAGUUCGCCCCAAAAAUGUGGUGGUACAACGUAUGCUUCCACUGCUACCAAAGGCUCCAAGUGGUCAUUCUGUGGUAACUCUAAAUGUCAUACAGCAAACCAGUCAAUUACCUGGUGAAUUUUUGCCUUUCACUACAACAACACCCACGACUGCAGUUCAACAUUCUACAUGUCAUCCUGUCCUCCUCAAGCCACAACCACAACAGACAGAAACAGUGUGCUUGCCUGAUCUCACAGCUGCAACGGUUCCAGUUACUGCAGUUACCACACCAGCAAGCACAGCAGACAUGUGUGCAGCCCUCCCUGUGGAACCCACAGUUCUGUCAGCAGAGCCCACUCCAAACACAGAUGAUUUGUCAGGUCUGUUGAGUCUUGAUCUCUCAACACCACCUCCAACACCAGCACCUGUUUCUGCAUCAUCACCUCUUAUAACAAUUGCAGAUGGUAUUGACAUAGCAAAGAAUGAUCACCAGUUGUCACCAACUACUACUGCAUUACCUAAUGGAUUUUCUGAUGAGUGUGAUCCCACUGCACCCACUGGCUUUGGGGGUGGCCUGCUUCCAGCAGAUGAUGUCUUGGAGACGUCUUCAACAAGAUCACUGCCCAGUCCCACAAGGAUCCUUAAGGAGGAUGACAACCAAUGGCUUAAUUCUGAGGUUGCUGAUUUCUCUUUGAGCAGUUUUCUUGGCCACCUAGAAUCUCCAAUGAAGAAUCCAUGUGUUGGAACAGUUGUUCCAGUUGGAGAAGAAUCACGUAUGUCAUCAGAUGUGGAAGCACAGUUGCAGUGUUUGAUGAGUGAGAAUAGUGUGGAUUACAUGGCAAAGUUUGCUGACCUGGCUGCUCAGAUAGCAUCUGAUGGAGCUGUUAGUAAAAAAUGAAUGUCUCUGGUAAAGUUGCACAAACUAAUGUAAGCGGAUGACAAGUGUGCCAGAAGAAACUUUGCUUCAGAAAGUUAAAGCGUGUGCUCUUGAGUGUCCCAUUCAUCACAAAGUGCCCAUGCUUAAUUUAUUCUCUCUUCGCACUACUUAUCAGAGGUGUGUGUGUGUGUGUGUGUGUGUGUGUGUGUGUGUGUGUGUGAUUUUUGAGUUAUUUGUUUCCGUGAAAAAGGAAUUGUCUGUGUGAAUUUAAAUGUAAGUGCAUCGAAAUCAUGUAGAAGCAGAAGUGCGUUUUUGUACUGUCUAUUUUACUAUAACCUUGGCACAUUUUUGUGCUUUAUUUAUUUUAUAAACAUAAGUUCAUUAAUAGUACAAUGGCAACUCAUU
Schistocerca americana (American grasshopper) is the source of this 3830-nucleotide messenger RNA. RefSeq names its product protein cramped (gene crm). The transcript has 16 exons. Gene Ontology annotation, molecular function: chromatin binding. Gene Ontology annotation, biological process: pattern specification process. The coding region runs from base 300 to 3446 and encodes 1048 amino acids. The record is from RefSeq and is a predicted model, not a curated record. Gene Ontology annotation, cellular component: nucleus. Lineage: Eukaryota; Metazoa; Arthropoda; Insecta; Orthoptera; Acrididae.